AUGGAUUCCAAUAUAAAUUAUCCCUAACAUCAAUUGAUCCUAGAUCGAAAAUCUUUAUUUUCUCAGACGCCCAUAGUUACAGUUGGGGGGACAGUGGUUUUAUUUUUUAUUUUUUUUGGUUUAAAAAUGUCGAGGUUUCUUCGGAAUGCGGCUUCUCUCAGGCGCUCUUUGUUUCCUCGGUUACAGGAAUCUAGGCAGGGAAUGUCAAAAACAACCACUCAAUUAUGCUACUUUGCGACCAAAGGUGCAGAAGGUAAAAGGAAAUCAAAGUCAGAUACAAGUGACUCUGGUGAAGAGAAUAUAUCAGAAAAAGAUUUAGCGCUCAAGCUAGCACUUGACCAGAUUACCUCAUCACAUGGAAAAGGAUCCAUCAUGUGGCUUGGUAGGUCAGUCACUUCAAGGCAUGUUCCUGUGGUAUCUACUGGAUCUUUUGCUUUGGAUAUUGCACUAGGAGUAGGAGGACUUCCAAAGGGACGAGUAGUUGAGAUAUAUGGUCCAGAAGCAUCUGGAAAAACAACUCUUGCUUUGCAUGUGAUUGCUGAGGCACAGAAACAAGGAGGUUACUGUGUUUUCAUUGAUGCUGAGCAUGCUCUUGAUCCAUCCCUAGCUGAAGCUGUAGGAGUGAAUACUUCAAAUUUGCUUAUUUCACAACCAGAUUGUGGUGAGCAAGCUCUUAGCCUCGUGGAUACUCUAAUCAGAAGUGGUUCAAUCGAUGUUGUUGUUGUGGAUAGUGUAGCUGCCCUGGUCCCCAAGGGUGAACUUGAUGGUGAAAUGGGAGAUGCGCACAUGGCCAUGCAAGCUAGACUGUUGAGCCAGGCAUUACGCAAAUUGAGCCACUCUUUAUCUCAAUCACAGACAAUAUUAAUCUUUACAAAUCAGGUGAGAGCAAAAUUAUCCACAUUUGGAGGAUUUGGUGGCCCUGUUGAAGUUACUUGUGGUGGUAAUGCCUUGAAAUUUUAUGCUUCUGUACGCCUGAAUAUUAAGAGAAUAGGGCUAGUUAAGAAGGGAGAAGAGACCAUAGGAAGCCAAGUUCUCGUGAAGAUUGUAAAAAGCAAACAUGCUCCUCCAUUUAAAACUGUUGAAUUUGAGAUUGAAUUUGGGAAGGGGAUUUGUAGGGUGGUGGAGAUCAUAGAAUUGGGAUGCAAAUACAAGUUGAUCAGGAAGGCUGGCUCAUUUUAUCAUAUGAAUGAUCAGAGUUUUCACGGCAAGGAUGCUCUCAAAAGAUACCUGUCUGAAAAUACAAGUGUACAAGAAGAACUUGUGAUGAAGCUUAGAGAGAAGCUUAUUGAUGAGAAACCAGAAGGAAAAAUGUCCAAUGGAGUGGCUAAUGGUGGAGACUCCGUUGAGGAGGUGGGUGUGUCUGACAGUACCGAUGAAGUUACUGCUGUUGAGGCAUAGAUAUAAAUUUAUGCUGUUUUAUUCACCAUGAAGGCUACUUACUGUGCUUUGUGAGAUUUGGCAUUGCUGUACGUGCGGAUAGCAUGUACUGUAUCAGUUGGCGUAUAUGAUAGCACGGCCUCUCUUCUGUUGUAGUGGGUGUCUGUAUUUUGAGACUAUAGCCUUGUAAGUUAAAUAUGCUGCGUAUUUAGGGUCAUGUUGAUGAAAUUGUACGGGUCCAGAGGAACAUUAAUGGCUGAGCUAUUUUCUUAUGUUUCGAUAUCUGUUGCCAAUGCCAGUUUUUCGUCGUCUCUCGGGUACCAAUGAAAAAAUUGCACCUCUUUAAUUAAAUUUUUUAUUCAUGCAGCAAUUUUUCA
This is a messenger RNA of Olea europaea var. sylvestris, 1754 nucleotides long. Its product is annotated as DNA repair protein recA homolog 3, mitochondrial-like. The transcript has 8 exons. Bases 127 to 1398 code for a protein of 423 amino acids. The record is from RefSeq and is a predicted model, not a curated record. Gene Ontology annotation, molecular function: single-stranded DNA binding; ATP-dependent DNA damage sensor activity; ATP binding. NCBI's taxonomy places the organism in Eukaryota, Viridiplantae, Streptophyta, Magnoliopsida, Lamiales, Oleaceae. Gene Ontology annotation, biological process: DNA repair.